AUGGCUAAGAAAGCUAAAAAGAAAGAUGUAGAAGAAGUUAAAGAUAGGAAAGAGAAGAAAGUAGUUGAAAAGGCAGAAGUAAAAGACAGUAAUAGUGUUUUGACUCUAGCAUCAUUCGUCUCUCUAGUAGCAUUUGCAAUGUUAUGUAUGAUUGUAUACAAUAUCUAUACAGAUGUCGUUCAUGUCCCAGAAAUGCCUACAUUUGAUUUGAACAGACGUUGGGGGCCAAAUACUACGACACCUGAAGAUACAUCUAUUAGACCUUAUCGCAUUGUGUUUAGUGAUUCUAUGAAUUUAGAAAUACGAUGGCUCUUUGAGAUGUAUAGAAGAUACGAGAUGAAGAAGAGCUUUAACGACACAGCAUGGACAUAUGGAGUACAUUCAGAAGCAUUUUCGAAAAUAUUUAACCAUUGGAUUUUUCACUACGAUUUUGCGAACCGAGAAAGAUAUUUAAAUCAAUUCGAACAAUACAAGACUAAGAUUCAAGGGUUGGAUAUUCAUUAUAUCCACGUGAAGCCUAAAGUGGAGGUCAAUGUUAAGGUUCUGCCUCUCCUACUGUUGCAUGGAUGGCCAGGCUCGAUCAGAGAGUUUUACGAAGCGAUACCCUUGUUGACCACUGAGAGACCGGGAUACAACUUUGUAUUUGAGGUCAUCGUUCCUAGUUUACCCGGCUUUGGGUUUUCGCAGGCUCCAGUCCGUCCGGGCUUGUCUCCGCAUCAAAUAGCAAUUAUAAUGAGGAAUUUGAUGCAAAGGCUUGGUCACAAACAGUAUUAUGUUCAAGGUGGGAACGUUGGUCACAUAAUUGGAUCACACAUGGCCACUAUAUUCCCUGAAGAAGUGAUUGGUUUCCACUCUAACUUUCCUGUCAACUUUUCGAAGUAUGCUCAGUGGGUUUGGGUGUUGGGUAGUAUUUGGCCAACAUUUGUCGCCAAUGAGAAUGUGGAUCGAAUGUAUCCUUUGGGCCAAAAACUGAAGUUUUAUUUGGAAGAGUUUGGGUUCCUGCAUCUGCAAGGGACUAAGCCGGAUACUAUUGGUGUGGCUCUCCAAGAUUCUCCAGCAGGUCUUGCAAGCUACAUCCUCGAUAGGAUCAUGAUCUUCACGGACCCAGCCAAUAAGCUCGACCCUGACGGUGGCAUGGAGAAAUACUACACCUACGACCAACUCCUGGACAAUAUCAUGCUGUACUGGAUUUCUGGGAGCAUCACAACUUCUAUGAGAAUUUAUAAGGAAAUUUUUGAAGACAGUGAUAUGGAGAAGAUAAUUGAACUAAUUCCAACUUCAGUGCCGACAUGGGGAGCUCGAUUCAAGAAUGACCUGGCAUACACUCCAGACUUUCUUCUAAAAUGGAAGUACCCCAACUUGUUAGGUACUUCGAAUUACAACGUAGGAGGACAUUUAGCUGCUUUCGAGAGGCCGAAAGAGUUUAGUGAGAGCAUUUUCCAAGCCGUCAAAGCAUUUGUGGCAUUCUCAAAAUAA
Molecule: messenger RNA, 1476 nt
Organism: Spodoptera littoralis (African cotton leafworm)
Lineage: Eukaryota; Metazoa; Arthropoda; Insecta; Lepidoptera; Noctuidae
Source: the annotation of a GenBank genome assembly